GCUGAACUUCACAAUGUGAAACAAAAGAAAGGAGGUGAAGAAAAUCAGAGCAGAGAGCCUCUCAGGAUGGUGCUGAUUGGCCGGACUGGCAGUGGGAAGAGUGCAACAGGAAACACCAUUUUGGGCAAAGACCAUUUCAUAUCUAAAACCAGCUCAAAGUCUGUCACCAAGUUUUGCCAGAAAGCAUCAGGAGAGAUUGAUGGACAGUCUGUUGUUGUGGUCGACACCCCCGGCUUGUUUGACACGAGUCUGUCCAACGAUGAUAUUCAACAGGAGCUUGUGAAAUGCAUCAGCAUAUUGUCUCCUGGACCUCAUGUGUUUCUACUGGUGCUGCAGAUCGGUCGAUUCACACAAGAGGAAAAAGAGUCUGUGGAACUGAUCAAGAAAUAUUUUGGCAAGAAUUCAGGAGAUUACAUCAUGAUUAUAUUCACCAGAGGAGAUGAUCUGAAGAAUCAAACAAUUGAUAGUUACAUAGAAGACAGUGAAGACUUUGUCAAAAAACUGAUAAAUGACUGUGGAGGGAGAUACCAGGUCUUCAAUAACAACAAUCAGACAGACCGCACACAAGUCAGAGAGCUGAUCACAAAGUCAAAAACAAUGGUGAAGGAAAAUGGCGGCAGCUGUUACACCUCAGAGAUGUUCCAAGAAGCUGAGGCAGCGAUACAGAAGGAAGUGGAGAAAAUCCUGAAGGAGAAGGAAGAGGAAAUGAAGAGGAAGGAGGAGGAGCUGAAAAGAAAACAUGAGGAAGAAAUGACAGCAGUGACGAGAAGAAUGGAAGAACAGAAGGCAGAAAUUGAACUGGAGAGAGCUAAACAACUAAAAGAAAUGGAAGAAAACAUCAAAAAAGAGCAAGAAAGGAGAGAGAAAGAACAGGAAAUGAGAGAAGAGGAAGACAGGAAGAGGAAAAAGCAGGAAGAAAUUCAACAGCAAGAGUGGGAACAAAAACUUAAAGAUCUAGAGAAACAAAUAAAGUCUGAAUCAAAGGAAAGGGAAACUAUUGACAGACAGCUGGAACAGAGCAGAGAGGAGAUGAAACGAUAUCGAGAAGAUGAACAGAGACGACAGGAGGAGCAAGAAAGACUGAAAAAACUCCAAGAAGAAUAUGAACGGGAAAGAGAAAAAUAUGAAAUGAAAAGAAAAGAAGAAGAACGAAUCAGAAGAGAACAAGAGGAGAAGGAGAGAAAGGAAUUAGAGGAAAA
Molecule: messenger RNA, 1199 nt
Organism: Seriola dumerili (greater amberjack)
Lineage: Eukaryota; Metazoa; Chordata; Actinopteri; Carangiformes; Carangidae
Product: GTPase IMAP family member 7-like
Exons: 2
Molecular function (GO): GTP binding
Source: RefSeq, a predicted model, not a curated record